Molecule: messenger RNA, 312 nt
Organism: Ilex paraguariensis (yerba mate)
Lineage: Eukaryota; Viridiplantae; Streptophyta; Magnoliopsida; Aquifoliales; Aquifoliaceae
Source: the annotation of a GenBank genome assembly
AUGUCUGGACGCGGGAAGGGUGGCAAAGGCUUGGGAAAGGGAGGAGCGAAGCGUCACAGGAAGGUCCUUCGCGACAACAUUCAAGGCAUCACAAAGCCAGCGAUUCGUCGUCUGGCUCGUAGAGGUGGAGUGAAGCGUAUCAGUGGGCUUAUCUACGAGGAGACUCGCGGUGUUCUCAAGAUCUUUCUUGAGAAUGUGAUUCGCGAUGCUGUUACCUAUACAGAACACGCUAGGAGGAAGACGGUGACUGCCAUGGAUGUGGUCUAUGCUCUCAAGAGGCAGGGAAGGACUCUGUAUGGGUUCGGUGGUUGA